AUGGAAAAGUUGUUCGUGUACGCAUCAAAUGAAAAAGUUAUGGAACGUGAUUAUACUGCAAAGACACUGGAGCCACCUGCCGGGUUAGAAGAGUCUCCAAGCGCUCGUCAUCCUUGGAAGUAUGACGCACAGCUACCCUUGAGACCGAUGAUUCACGGCCAAGAUCUCAUUACGCAGCGUAAUCUGACUCUCAUUUCCAAAGAUACAUUUAAUUAG
Messenger RNA from Pieris macdunnoughi, 216 nucleotides. The record is from the annotation of a GenBank genome assembly. Lineage: Eukaryota; Metazoa; Arthropoda; Insecta; Lepidoptera; Pieridae.